Magallana angulata is the source of this 3289-nucleotide messenger RNA. Its product is annotated as galanin receptor 2b-like. Gene Ontology annotation, cellular component: membrane. Gene Ontology annotation, biological process: neuropeptide signaling pathway. Gene Ontology annotation, molecular function: G protein-coupled peptide receptor activity. The transcript has 2 exons. Bases 483 to 1700 code for a protein of 405 amino acids. NCBI's taxonomy places the organism in Eukaryota, Metazoa, Mollusca, Bivalvia, Ostreida, Ostreidae. The record is from RefSeq and is a predicted model, not a curated record.
AUGAAUUGUGCUAUUUAUGAACAAAUUAAACUGUAAAAAUAAAUAACUGAUCUAUAUCACAAACAAAAUGCCAUUUAAAACUAUUGAAGUUCUGAUCUAAUUCUAUAACAUGAAUUUGCUCUUGCUGCUCAACUGUUCGGUCUCGGAUUGGACGAAAUUCGGCUAUGAAUAGCGUUAAAUGGCCUUGAAUCGUACAUAUUGUUCAUACAUGUAUCUAGGCCAGUAAGCUGUUUAAUCUAGCAGGCUCAGUCCAUGUGGUUUGUCGGAGUUUAAAACCAGGAGAAUGAAAAAAUGUAUUUCAAAACAAAUGGAUAUCAUUUUCUGAUCUAAGUGGACGCGAAUUGACCUCCCGUGGACGGGGUUAGUGUAUUUACCUGUGCCAGCGAUUCGUUUCGUCUUAUUGACACAAAAAACAAAGCUUUAUUUACCUUAGAGCACCCUUUGUAACUGAAGAAAUGAGCUGAGACGACCAGAUAGCAGCAAUGGAUUCAGACAUAGAGCCUGACAGCGACAAGAAGGACAUCGUCGUCAUCAUACGAUGUGUCAUCGUCGUUAUUGUCGGCAUAAUCUGCAUCACCGGCAACCUGCUGGUCAUCAGAACCCUCAUCUUCUUCAAGUACCCCAAAAUACCCAUGUACGUGGCAGUGGGUGGCCUAGCGACGGCGGAUAUCGUUCGCGCAAUCUUCGAGGUGCCUUAUUUUGUUAUUAUCUGGACAAAGAACGGUAAACUUUUAACUGCGGAUUGGUGCAAAACAGUUUAUUAUCUGCGGGACGUUAGCAUGUAUGUGGCCGUGUGUCAUCUGGUGGGGCUUAGUGUACUUCGUUGUAUUUUACUGAAUGACAGAAUGCACAUGAGAUCGUACGUGAGGCACGCCUUCAUCGGCUCCAUCGUGAUCUGGACUAUCAUCCUACUGAUGAACAUCCCCGGUAUCAAGGACUCUUCCAAAAAGAUGGGCGUGUGCAUUGAGGAAAACACCGACUUAAAAACCGCCACGGAACAGAAAGAGUGGUUGCAAUUGACGUUCUCUUACGGAUUGCCAAUUAUAGUUAUUGGUGUUGUGUAUUUUUUGACACAUUAUUUUUCGAAAAAGUUUUUCGCGGACAGCUACUCUCGUCGAGAGCGACGUUUGUCUAGGAUGGUCAGUCUUUUAAUCCUGACUUGGAUCAUCUUUAAGCUACCUUUUGAAAUCACUCGAAUGAUUACUUUCUAUAAAUCUCGGAAACUGGAGGAGAUCAUGUCCAUUCCUUUAGAGGAACAAACUGAUUUGAAAGGUAUGACCGAUAGCUUUGAAUCGUAUCUGAAUUUACACAAAGUGGAACAAAUGGUGGAGUGCAUCUCUUUAAUAGACUUGGCAGCAAGACCAAUAAUAUACAAUAAGUUUUCUCACUACUUUAGUAGAAGUUUCAGUGAGGUAAUAAACUGUACCAGCUGCCAGAACAACCAAACGCCCAAACGUGCCUAUCGGAAGCAGCGCAGCGCUGACAGCAACUGUACCACCGUCACCGACGCCGGCAGCGCCGAUGCGCCGCUCAAUGUGUGCAGUGUCGAGCAGUUCACCGGAAGUGAAGAAGAAAAAAUAAAUAACAAAAUUUUCAAUAAAGAUACCGGACAUCCGGAACCAGUGUAUCUUGACGAUGACGUUAUUGUCGUGUUGCCACGUGAAGACCCAAUAGAACGCAUGCCGUCGUCGGCAAUAUAAAAUUCUGUAUGCAUGUAUGAUUUACGCUAUGUGUAUAUGCUCAAGUUUAUACUCGUUUUUUCGCAUAGUUUGUUUUUCAUUGUAAAUAGACUCUGUUCCUAUUUUGAAUGGCGGCCGUAUGGUAAUUGUGAAUUCCAUCCUCAGAAGCAAAAUACCUCACAGAUCCCUUGAAUGCUCAAAUUCCAAUAUUUUUGUUCGAAUUUUACAACCUCAUAUAAUAUACCGAUUUACCAAAAUUAGGUCAUGCAUGAUAACUGACACACAACAAAUUUCUUGUACGUAUGUGAUUGUUGCAAAUAAUGUGUCUUGAUCGAUUUUAAAUCCGGUUUGAUUGAUGUAAUUUUAGGAUUAUGACAAUUUAAUUGUCAAUAUUUUGGUUUGAUAUUUGCGAACAUGUAAAUGAUACUGUUAUUUCCUCAUUGAUAUCAAAUCGUUAUUGUACAAUUAAUGCUAGAAUACCUAAAAGGCUAGAAUUUGAAGGGAAAAAAUAACCUUUAUAAAAUAAAACAUUAAAACUAAUUGAAUUUAUAUGAUUAAAAAUAUUAAAAUAUUAAUUAUUUAAAGAAUUUAAAGAACUUUUUGUUUUUUUAAUGUUGAAACUGCGACGAAUUCAUUUCUUUUAUGCUAAAAUAUUUUAUCACAAAUACUUUAAAAGAUGUGAUUUUUGUAUUUUGGUCUGAUUUUAUCAGUUCCUGACAUGUUGGCCUUGGCUGUAGAGUAGCUAUUCUGCAAUCGGAAACCAGUAAAGUAUCCAUCAAACUAAGCUCAAGUGAAUGGAAAUAUUGAACUUGAUAAAGUCACCAUCUGUCUUAAUUGAUACACAACUGUAGCAUUCAUUAGGGCGACUUUUUCUGUACAUUCUGUGUCAUCACAAUUUUAACAUCUUCAUUACCAUGACCGAGUUGUGACAGCUUAACUAUUUUAGGAGAUGUCCCCACGUCUCUCAACAAAAUGUUCUAGUUUUAAAAACAAUAUUUUACAGGCAGGUUUUUGAUGUACAAAGCUUUAUUUUUUGAAGGUUAAUGGCGUUUUUGACAUGAUAGGGCAUGUGUAAAUGUUGUAGAUUGUACAUGAGUACAUCCUGCAGUGCUGGCGAGAAUAUAGGGCAUUUUUCACCGAUCACUCAUUGUACUUACAGAAUAUGCUUUGUCAAUCAUUUGUCACACCCUCUUGGUUUACUGUCCAGGUAAUAUUUGGGUUUUUAUUUACUUCUUUCAGCAUUAAAGUUAAUCAGACGAGAUACUGAAUCCCGAGUGUAUGAAUUAGAGUUUUUGUUUUGUUGAUGUGUUGAUAAUUCAUGUGUACAUCUCAUUUAUAUCAGUAUUUUACCCAUUUAUGAAUGUUAUGAACUGUGCUUUGUGAAUGUACAUUGUGAGCAGUACAUAGGGAGUUGUUAUAAAACUGUUAUAGUAUAUUGCUAGACAACACGGGUAGAGGAUAUGUUCCGGGCGUACUGAAAUUACGACUCUCAGUUUGUCGCCUUUAUCUGAAAAUGUAAACAUUGUACUUUUGGUUGUAUUGUUUUGUGUUAAACGAAUCAAUAUGAAUAUAUUCAUUGCUCAGUUAUAUAAAUAUUAAUAAGCAGAAAA